Messenger RNA from Mobula hypostoma (lesser devil ray), 2612 nucleotides. RefSeq names its product F-box protein 21 (gene fbxo21). Gene Ontology annotation, molecular function: DNA binding; protein binding. The transcript has 12 exons. NCBI's taxonomy places the organism in Eukaryota, Metazoa, Chordata, Chondrichthyes, Myliobatiformes, Myliobatidae. Bases 620 to 2254 code for a protein of 544 amino acids. The record is from RefSeq and is a predicted model, not a curated record.
GCUUUCAAGUGAUUGGCCCUUCAAGUUUAUUUUUUUAAAGCUAAUGAUGCAUCGUGGAACAAAUCCUUCUGACCCAACAAACCACCUACUUAACACUAGCCUAAUUGCAGGAUAAUUUACAAUGAUCAGUUAACCUACUAACUAAUAUGUCUGUGGAACGUGGGAGGAAUUCAGAGCACCCUGGGGAACCCCAUGCGGAUCAUGGGAGGACGUACUCCUUUCAGACAGUUGAACUUGGAAACAAGCGUAUUGCCUGUGCGAUACUUCAAAGCUGUAGGAGUGCUAUGUUGCUAAAAAGUGCUGUCUUUUAAAAUAACUUUAUUUCCUUCAAUGUCAAUACAAAAGAACCCACAGCACGACUUAGAGAAAGCUAGUUCUUCUCAGUGUCUGGGGAAUACUUAUCUCUCCUGCCAACAUUACUAAAACUAAUUAUUUAUUGAAUGUUAUUGAUCGUCAUUGUGUGCAAAUUGAUUAUAGUGUUGUCUCUACUUUAACUGCACCAAAAGUUCUUUGUAGUUGUGACGCAGUUUGCAGCAUUCUCCAGUUACGACUUCACCUUGUGCUGCUAGAAUGGAGCAUAGUUGUCUCUUGGAAAACGCAUAGUGCGCUACGUAAAGUUAUGGAAGUGCAGGAGCAAGCAAAUUCAUUGGUCAGGUGGCCAAGACUAAUAAAAUACUGCAGCACAACAGGAAAUUACAACUGGCGAGAAGAAUACCAAACACGACACACUAUUGGCUGGAAAGUGCGGAAAAUUGUGGAUUCCUUUUCAAAACGAUUUUUCACUAAAGAGGUUCCUGUUGAUGGCUUUAAAGACGUUGAGGCUUUAGGUGGUCCUUUUCAUUUUAUUGAAGAUGAAUUGUUGUCCAUCCUAAAUGAAGAUGGAAGGAAACACUUGACUGGGAAAUAUUAUUCUCGGAAGAUAUUGUGCUUUCUGCGCCAGCAGAACAUAAUGGAAAAAUUGAAGGAGUUUCUUUCAUCUCCUCCAGAACAACAGAAAUUAAUAGAAGGUGUGGUGCUCAUAGACCAGUACUGCAACCCUUUAGCAGAUACUUCACGGGAGGAUAUCCUGUUGCAGCUGAGCCAUAUAACAGAAGAGGUGAAGAAAGUGCUGAGUUUAAGGAAAUCAUCUCAUCCAAGUUUAACUGCAGAAAGAGAUGGCGUAUUUAUUGACUUAGAGCUUCAAGAGCAAGUUCUGGAGGUUAUGAACUUUGUCUUGUACAAGCAACUGAAAUUCAAAGGGAAUGAGGAUGAUUACUACAAUCCCAUGAAUUCCUACCUACACCAGGUGCUCCGACAAAAAAAAGGAAUUCCCAUCACUCUUUGCGUGAUAUAUUCAACAAUCAGCAAGAGCCUGGGUAUACAACUGGAACCAGUCAGCUUUCCUGGUCACUUUCUCUUACGAUGGUGCCAGAAACCUGAAGGGAGUACUAACAUGUUGGACUAUAUUUAUAUUGAUGCUUUUAACAAUGGGAAACGCUGUACGGCAAAGGAAUGUGAGCACCUGAGUGGUCAGAAAGUUGCAGCUAAUUUUUACUGUUCUGUAACUAUAAAGGAUGUGCUUUUCCGUAUGGUAACAAACCUGUUCCACUUGGGAAAGAGAGAGGACAGUGACCAGUCUUACCAAUUGCUUCGGAAUGCUCUUGAUUUAUAUCUUACCUUGGCUCCUGAUGAUGUUCAAUACUUGAUGCUUCAGGCGAGACUUUACUUUCAUCUGGGGAUCAAUCCAGAAAAGGUAUUGGACAUUCUUCAGCACAUACAGGCAGUGGAUCCCUUACAACAUGGUGUGGUGGGCCACUUGGUUCAGCUAACCAUGGAGCAGAUUGCACGCAAGAACCAAACUGUUGAAGUUCAAGUAAAGCGGCAUACAGACGAGAAGCACAAAGGAAUAGAGUUUUCAGUGGGGCUCAUUAUGAGACACAAAAGGUAUGGAUAUGACUGUGUGAUAUACGGAUGGGAUCCUAAGUGUAUGAUGGGGUUAGGUUGGAUGAGAACAAUGGGAGUUCAUAAUCUGCCACAUGGGCCUGAUCAGCCAUUCUACAAUGUCCUUGUUCAAGACGGUUCGUGUAGAUAUGCUGCGCAAGAAAAUCUUAUUUAUCAUUCAUCACCAAUGGAAAUAAGCCAUCAAGAAGUUGGUCGUUACUUUUCAGAAUUUUGUGGCACGCACUAUGUUGCAAAUGAGGAAUUGCAGAUCCAGUACCCAGAUGACUUAGUGUUAACAUCACAGCUCGUGAUGAAGGUAUAUGACUGUUCCUGAAUGAUCUUCUUUGUUUUGAGAAGAGGUGAAGUGCUACAUUGGGUGUGUCUUUAAUGAGCAGGACAAACCAAGUGAAUUCUACCAAUAUAAACUUGGAAAUCAGCUGUAAGUAUCUCAGGACAUCAUGUGCACUAUAUAUACAUGUAAUUUUAUGCACAUACUGGCUUUGAGAAUCUGUGUAUAUUAAAAAUAUGCAAAUAUAAAUCAGUUUUAUUGCCAAACCUGAGGCAGUUGAUUUGCUAAUAAUAAACUGCAGUAUACCAUUGUGUAAGUUGAACUAUGUUCUAUCAGAAGCUUCCUAAUUUUGGUGUGAAAUCCUGUAAAACAAUAAAAAGCAUUUCUGAUUGUGUUAUUUUGU